Erythranthe guttata (spotted monkey flower) is the source of this 3274-nucleotide messenger RNA. It is a transcript of the gene NADK2, whose product is annotated as NAD kinase 2. The record is from RefSeq and is a predicted model, not a curated record. Lineage: Eukaryota; Viridiplantae; Streptophyta; Magnoliopsida; Lamiales; Phrymaceae. Gene Ontology annotation, molecular function: NAD+ kinase activity. Gene Ontology annotation, biological process: NADP+ biosynthetic process; NAD+ metabolic process.
AAUCCUUUUGGUCUAAUCAAACCAAUCGAUUUUAAUUAUUAUAAAAAAAAAAAAAAAGCAGCAGGUAAUCGAAUUUAUAAUUUUGAUGGUGGCAUGGCGGCAUCGAGCUGUUAUUUUUCUAACAAUUACCAUAAUUGCCUCUGCAACUUCCACAUGAAUCGAGCCGUCGGAGCGCCGCCAUUUUGUCAUCAGCUCGGCUCCGUCAGGAUUUCCGGGCCGGGGCUCCGGCUUGAGCUGCCGAAGUGGAAGAAGAAGAGAUGCUCUGAAGCUGGACGCCGCCGUUUUAGGCUUCUUGUCAGUGCUCGCCUAUCCAGCUCCUUGUCGGUGAACAUUGGCUUGGAUUCUCAGGAUUCGUCGCAUUUGCCUAGGGUUGGACCGCUGCCCGGAGAUAUAGCUGAAGUCGAGGCUUACUGUAGAAUAUUUAGGGCAGCGGAGCGCUUUCACAAUGCUUUAAUGGAUGCUCUGUGCAAUCCACUGACCGGAGAGUGUAGUGUUUCUUACGAUGUACCGUCGGAGGAUAAGCCGUUGUUAGAGGAUAAGAUAGUUUCUGUUCUUGGUUGCAUGGUGUGUCUCCUAAAUAAGGGAAGAGAAGAUGUCCUUUUGGGUAGAUCGUCCAUCAUGAAUUCUUUCCGAAACCUAGAUAAAAGUGUAAUGGACGAUAUUCUCCCUCCACUUGCGAAUUUCCGUUCCGAGAUGAAAAGUUACUGCGAGAGUUUGCACGUUGCCCUAGAGAAUUAUCUGACACCUGGCGAUGAUCGGAGCUUAAAUGUGUGGCGAAAACUGCAGAGAUUGAAAAAUGUGUGCUACGAUUCUGGAUUUCCACGAAGGGACGAUCAACCUUGCCAGACAUUGUUUGCGAAUUGGGUUCCUGUUUAUUUGUCCACCUCAAGAGAGGAAGAACAAUCGGAGAACUUGGAUGUUGCUUUUUGGAAGGGCGGCCAAGUCACUGAAGAGAGUUUGAAAUGGCUCGUGGAGAAAGGAUUUAGAACCGUUAUAGAUCUCAGGGCGGAAACUGUGAAGGACAACUUUUACGAAUCCGUUCUCGAUUUGUCGAUUUCUUCUGGGAAGAUUGAACUGAUUAAACUUCCGGUGGAAGUUGGUACCGCCCCUUCAGUUGAGCAGGUUGUGCAGUUUGCUUCUUUAGUGUCAGAUUCGAGCAAAAAGCCUGUUUAUGUACACAGUAAGGAGGGAAGACGAAGGACUUCUUCUAUGAUCUCUAGGUGGAGGGAAUACACGUAUCGAACCACAUCAGCGAAAAGGCGAGCUAGUACGACUGACCUUAGAGUUAAAGAUAAUCGAGAAGUUGAAAAUUCUGAUUUCUCUGUGAAUUUGGAAAAAGAUAAAUCGUCUGAUACUGUAAACGGGUCAUUCAGUAAUCAAGACCCUCAAGCCAUAAAAAACCAAUCCCUUAGCACUAAAGGAGGCGAAAUUAGCAUAGCAACUACCGAGGGCACCUCUGUUAAUGGUGGAGUGGAAUCAGUUAUUGACUUCUAUGAUGAUGUGAAACCGAUGGAGUCUCAACUACCUCCUGCUGAUGUUUUCUCCAGAAAAGAAAUGUCGAGGUUUUUCCGAAGUAAAAGUGUUUCACCCGGAACAUACUUUAGUUACGAAAAGAAAAGAUUGGAUAUGAUAUCUGCUUUACUGUACAAAAACAAUGGGACUGUCUUGAAGAAAGACGUCGGCUCUAAUUUAAGCCUCAACGAAGAAAAGAUUAUGAAUGGAUCACCAUCGGAACCACAGAGUAUGGUUAUCCCUAACGGGUCAUAUCCGGAUACAACUGUACUUGCUAGCCCUACGACGACUCGUGUAGAUAAAUCCAAUAGUGGUGCGGAUAAUGAGGAAAAUGGUUCCGUAAUAAACACAAGCAAUGACCUAAAUAAGAAUGCCGCGUCAAUUGGUGUUGAAAGCUACCUCUCGUCAGAUGAUGAAAACAUGGAUGUGCUCGAAAGUAAUAUGUGUGCUUCGGCAACUGGUGUUGUGAGGGUGCAGUCAAGAAAGAAAGCGGAGAUGUUCUUAGUUAGAACAGAUGGAUUCUCGUGCACUAGAGAAAAGGUGACUGAAUCUUCAUUGGCAUUCACUCAUCCCAGUACUCAGCAGCAGAUGCUUUUAUGGAAAUCGACGCCCAAGACCGUGUUGUUGUUGAAGAAGCUGGGUCUAGAACUCAUGGAGGAAGCUAAACAGGUUGCCACUUUCUUGUACUACCAAGAGAAGAUGAAUAUUCUCGUUGAACCCGAGGUUCAUGAUGUCUUUGCUAGGAUUCCAGGAUUCGGAUUUGUUCAGACAUUCUAUAGUCAAGAUACAAGUGACCUUCAUGAGAGGGUUGACCUUGUAGCCUGCUUGGGAGGAGACGGUGUCAUACUUCACGCAUCAAAUCUAUUCAGAGAUGCUGUUCCUCCUGUCGUCUCGUUUAAUCUUGGAUCCCUAGGGUUUCUCACUUCCCAUACUUUUGAUGAUUAUAAAAAUGAUCUAAGACAAGUGAUUCACGGGAACAACACGACUGAUGGAGUUUAUAUUACACUAAGAAUGCGUCUCCGCUGUGAAGUAUUUCGAAAUGGGAAAGCUAUGCCUGGAAAAGUAUUUGAUGUCCUAAACGAGGUUGUUGUUGAUCGUGGGUCUAAUCCGUAUCUUUCAAAAAUCGAAUGUUACGAACAUGACCGCCUCAUAACCAAGGUGCAAGGUGAUGGAGUUAUAGUUGCCACUCCUACUGGAAGUACAGCUUAUUCCACUGCUGCUGGAGGUUCUAUGGUACAUCCAAAUGUUCCGUGUAUGCUCUUCACACCGAUUUGUCCACAUUCUCUCUCAUUCAGACCAGUCAUACUACCGGAUUCUGCUCGGCUCGAAUUAAAGAUUCCGGAAGAUGCACGGAGCAAUUGUUGGGUCUCGUUUGAUGGGAAGAGAAGGCAGCAGCUCUCGAGAGGAGAUUCUGUUAGAAUAUCAAUGAGCCAACAUCCACUCCCAACUGUCAAUAAAUCCGACCAAACAGGUGAUUGGUUUCGAAGCUUGAUCCGUUGCUUAAACUGGAACGAAAGGUUAGACCAAAAAGCCCUUUGAGAAACCAUACAAUUAUAUCUAUGUAUAUAUUACUGUACAGUUCAUAUAUAUACCUAUUAAAAAGGGUUAUAAGAUUGCUCUACAAUACCCAGGGAUAGCACUGUAAUAAGCUGUCUAUUCAUCUGAUUGUACAUCCUGAACAUUGUAGCUUCAUAUGGUUGUACUCUUUCACUUUUUCUAUAGAAAAAAAAUUAAAUAAAAAUGAAAUUUGUCAUGUAUCAAC